AUGACUGGCCAGGCCGAAGCCAUUAGAAGGGUACACCCUACAGUAUCCCCAAAGCAGGCGGCUCAGAUGCUCCAAGAGGACGGGGUCAUCAUCUUAAAAAGCUUUCUAGCCCCCGACGUUAUGCAGCGCUUCCAAGCUGAAGUGGACGAAGACGUCGAGAAGACAUCAACCGGUGCGAGAAUGAAGGCGUAUAAGCUGGUGAACGACAAGACCAAGCACAUGGCAGAUCUCAUAGUGCGGUCAGAGGUAUUCCGCUCCGACAUCCUGACCCACCCGCUGUAUCAUGCAAUUGCCGAUGAGCUAUUCCGUGCGGAUUACGGCGACCAUUGGCUGAACGCAUCGGCAGUGCUGCAACUUAUGCCCGGUGCGCCAGCCCAGCAGCUUCAUCGGGAUGAGGAGAUCUUCGCGGCGAGCAAAUUCCGCAGCCCAACGGACCCACAGUUAUCGCUUAGUUGUCUCGUUGCCCUGACGGAAUUCACAGAGGAGAAUGGCGCCACUCGUCUUAUUCCUGGAAGUCAUCUGUGGGAUUCGGCGCAUCCGGCUCCAUCUCCGGACCAGACGGUCCCUGCGAUUAUGCAGCCGGGGGAAGCCAUACUGUUUCUUGGAAGCCUGUUUCAUGGCGGAGGCGAAAAUCGAACCGAGAAUGUCCGUCGUGGCUUGGGGAUGUCCCUGAUCCCUUGCCAGUUCACUCCGUACUCUUCCCACAUGCAUGUCCCGCGGACGAUCAUUGAGACGAUGACGCCGCUGGCGCAGAAGUUGGUCGGCUGGAGAACUGUCGAGAGUCACCGACAGUAUCCUUUCUGGCAAGGGGGAGACAGGAGACUGGAGGACGUGCUUGGGCUGGCAUCGCGGGAGGCAUGA
Molecule: messenger RNA, 861 nt
Organism: Aspergillus terreus NIH2624
Lineage: Eukaryota; Fungi; Ascomycota; Eurotiomycetes; Eurotiales; Aspergillaceae
Product: phytanoyl-CoA dioxygenase family protein
Exons: 1
Coding region: 1-861 (286 amino acids)
Source: RefSeq, a predicted model, not a curated record